This is a messenger RNA of Talpa occidentalis (Iberian mole), 2839 nucleotides long. RefSeq names its product ring finger protein 32 (gene RNF32). NCBI's taxonomy places the organism in Eukaryota, Metazoa, Chordata, Mammalia, Eulipotyphla, Talpidae. The transcript has 8 exons. Bases 275 to 1108 code for a protein of 277 amino acids. Gene Ontology annotation, molecular function: protein binding. The record is from RefSeq and is a predicted model, not a curated record.
UUCACAGCCGGGACCCGGGGACGGAAAGGACGCGCCACGCGCCUCGGCGGGUCCGGGCCCCCCAGCGCACCCCGAUGCAGCCCCCGCACCCCGCAGGCCCGAUGCCUGCAGGCGUGGCCCUCCGGUGUUCGGUGUGAAGCCCGCUCAGGCAAUUAGGCCCUGACACUGUCCUACCAUCAAAACUGCAUUAUUCCUCCCAUCCCGGCACAUCCUGGACUCGCCCGCCUCCUUGUGACGGUCUCUGCAGAGUGGAAGGCCGUGAGGGGGUGUGACCAUGCCUGGAGCGCGCCUGCCCCUUUCCCGCCGCGGCACGUUGAGAAACGCGGGACACCCGGCGCGACAGGAGAACGUAGCAGUGACGGCAGUUGCUCUCCAAGACCACAUCUCACACGGCCUUCAGCUUCGAGACCUGUCGCUCGCAGAUCACUCCAAGACAGAGGCACAACAGAAAGGAAAUGGGCCCAAGUCUCUAAAGCGAAACGCAAAAGCGGUGGUGGACUCCGGGCUUCCAAAACCCGCCCCGAGUCCCAGAGCGGAGGGUCCAGAGAGAGAGUACGUCCUGGGCCCGCGGCGGCCACCGCUGACCCUAGCGCAGAGGCUGGGCCUGCUGGACGCCCCCCCCUCGCCACUGUCGGCCGCCGAGUGGGAUGAGGCCAAGCAGAGGUCGGCGCGGCGCGGGGACUCGCUGCAGCCCUGCCCCGUGUGCCGCGAGGACUUCGAGCUCCGCCCGCAGGUGCUGCUGUCCUGCUCCCACGUGUUCCACCGGGCGUGCCUGCAGGCCGUCGAAAGGUUCACCGGUAAGAAAACGUGUCCUCUCUGCAGAAAGGACCAGUAUCAGACCCGUGUCAUCCACGACGCGGCCCGGCUCUUCCGGACAAAGUGUGCCUCCAGGAUCCAGGCCCACUGGCGUGGGCACGUGGUCAGAAAGUGGUACCAGAACCUGCGGCGCGUGGUCCCCCCUACAGACGCCGGGCUCAGGAGGAAGUUCUUUGAGGCCAAGCCAGGGCCCGCAUGCCGCCGCGCGUCUCUCGUGAGUGACCAGCACUUGCUUCACCUGACAAGAGCCUGCACUCCUGGCCACUGCACUGACCAAGAAGCUGAGAUAUGAGGCUUUAAAAGGAAAAAUAUCCGAAGACGCUCAUUCUCUGUAAAGUGGAAACUCGCGUGGAUUGUGUGUUUCCCUGGCAUGAACACUGAGCAUCCGCUGGAAAGCUGGAACCGACCCCCACCGGUGCCCGCCCGCCGCCGGCCUUCCCGUCACCAAGGGCGUCUGGCCGCGCAGUGGGGAGCAGAGGCGCGGGGCACUCGGGAAAGAUCUGAGAGGCGCGGCCGCUUGAGCGCGGGGGUGCGGCUGUGGCACUCUCGCCCCUAAGGCAAGGUGCAGCACUUGCAGGGAAAAUGCAAAACCCCUCGCUGGCCGUUCACUCCACCCAGACACGGCAGGUGUCCCAUGUGCGCGGAUCAGUUAAACAAAACGCCGUUAGAAUUAAUUUCACGUUUUUAACGCCUUACGUGGCUCCCCGGAGACUCUAAGGUUAGAGAGGAGGCUGGCGUCCCACUUCACUGGGGCAGACCCAAUCCAGAGUCACGCCUAAGACUUAUGUUCUAGAAAGUUCUAAAAACAAGUAUACCAGAAGUUUUUUCUAAGAAUAUCAUCACACGCCUCUUUGAGAAGUUUAGGGAGAGAAGCCAGAUGCAGUCUUGUCCCCAGAGCCCUUUGACAAAGGCCCCCUGCCGCCCCCUGCAAGCCCCCCUCUGUCCUCCCGGGCCCCUCACAGUGAGCCCCCCGCCCCCCACUGAGAGCCCACAUCCCUACAACUUGGCCGAGAUCCAUGAGACCGCGUCCUUCCCAGCCCACAGGAGACUGACGUUGGGGUCCGUGAUUCCACGUCACUGACCUUCUAGGAUUUCUGCUCCUCUGUUUGUUCCUGAGAAAUCAUGCAGGACUUGCGAGGACCAGGCAAUCCCUUUAAAACCUGUACAGCUGUAACCAAAUCACACCAAAAACAAUAACCAUCUGAAUUUAAAAACCCACUAAGGCUCAAGACGUUAAACUUCUAACAAAUAAUCCAGGACAUCUAGGACUCCGCCUUUUUAAGAUCGGCCGGUGGUGUGCCGAUGGCAAGGCACGCGGAGGGUGGCGAGCCCUCAUUCGGGGAACAAAAUUGGCAGAGACCAGGGAGAGUCACCAUAGGCAGCAUCUCCAAGUUAGCGCUUGUGGCCAAGCUGAGCCGAGAGGUGACGGCCUGCGGGGCUGGGCUGGGCACCCUGCAGGCAGCCGGGGGGCGCCCGUGAGCCUGUGGCGUGUGCAUUAUCCGGGCAAGUUCCAGUUUGCUGAACAGAUCUCAGCAGAUCCACCCUGCCAGGCUCCGUGGUAGCACGGGCUGCACUCAGGGGCUCGUGCUGGCAGUUGCGCGUGCUGCCAAGAGGAGGCAGUGGCAUGUCCUGCCGCAGCCCAGCUCACUCCCGAGAGCCGGGGUCGUCGGGUCAGAACGGAUCACUUCACAACGAGCUUGGGGCUGUAUUCAAGGGCAGCACUUCUGAAGCAGACUUUUCAAAAGCGUCAGCUACGGGUAAUACGCCGCCUCCCUGUCCAGCCAGCAGUGAGCCCUGACCGCGCCCCAUGAGCCGGAGGCAUCAGCUGCAUAAAAGGUUUUCAUUUCCCGCUGUCCUGAGGCCACAGGGCUUUCAGGCCCUGGUGCUGGAGCUGAGAACAGUGAGCUGCUGGCUUACAAGAAGGCGACCGUCUUGUCUCGGGCUCUUUCUGACGGUCCCGCACAGCCGUGUGGGGAGAUGCUGGCGAGGGCCGCGAGCCAGCUCCAGGCCCGAGGCCCGGCCA